AAUUUUUAUUAAACAAGAAGAGUCGGCAGGUAGGGAGGCAGGAAGAUUCUGUUGGAGUUCUGAGGGGGAUGGGGUGUGGACAGCCAUCCAGAUGAGUGGGCACGCGGUGUGACCGGGGAAAUGCAGAGUCCCUCCGCAGCUCUAGAGGCCUCCUGGAGGUUUGUAAGCAGUAAUUCGGUGACAGUCGUGUCAGCAGCUGCUUUGUUUUCCUCUAGCCCCUUCAACCUGCCCUGAGCCCUUCCGGAGUCGCGGGCGGGGCGGGGCUGGGGCUUCCCCAGAUAAGGAGAAAGGACGUGCAGAGGACCAGGGGGUGCCGGAACCCCGGAGAAGCUAAUGAUGGAGCCCGGAAUUUACGCUGGGUAAAGAGGGGCGCUAACAAAAGCAGCGGGACAGGAACGGGGAGUUCGGCGAAGGUGAAGAAUCGUCGGAGCUGGAAGGGCAGCAAGAGGUCAAAGGCUGCCUGAACUGACCCGAGAGGCACGGUGCCUAGCGACAGUUAGUUACCAGUGACUAGCGAGUUCUGGGUGUGGCUCCGGGACCAGUGUCUAGCUGGUGAGUGGAGACGGAGAAGAAGCAAGGGCCUAGCGGGAGUCACCUGCGGACGCUGGAAACACCGCGAGUCGUAGGUCGGCAGCUGGUUUGCUAGUAUUUCUGCGAAACCCUCGCCCCCGACCUCACUCGGCGCACACUGAUGAGCAUCGACUCGUGAUUACCGGACAGUGACCCGAACGGACAGUAGGGUUCGCAGAUUGAUAGACGUUUGGCGCAGAUAUAGGACGAAUGAUCCAGGCUGUUCGGGUCGAAGAACGAAAGGAACGGAUCACAGCGCCCACGCGCGUUCUCGGGAGAGGAGGGGCGAGGUCCACGGGCGUAGGGUCCGGCCUGUCGCACUCCCUGCCAACCUGCCGUGGUUAGAACCGCGCCGGAUUCAUAACAGGUGCUCAACACACGUGAGCUCAACCCCGGAAAUGGAUGCGCGAACCUCCGUCUCUACUCACCGCGCCUGCGCGGGAGCCACGCGUGCGACCAUUCCGCGCGCUCUGCGCCUGCGCAACGUCUUCCCGCACAGCGCCUGCGAGGCUCCCGGGCCGCUUCGCCGCACUAGGUUUGAGCCCUGCAAGCCCCGGUAGCACGGCGGCGGCGCCGUCCCGGCCUCCUCCUCGGCGUUCCCACGCCCACUCGGCGGGCUCUCGACCUCCACGUCAGGGCCGCGCCGCGGAGAUGGCGGCUCAGAAGAUAAACGAGGGGCUGGAACAUCUGGCCAAAGCAGAGAAAUACCUGAAAACUGGUUUUUUGAAAUGGAAGCCGGAUUAUGACAGCGCCGCUUCUGAGUAUGGAAAAGCAGCUGUUGCUUUUAAGAAUGCCAAACAGUUUGAGCAAGCAAAAGACGCCUGCCUGAAGGAAGCUGCGGCCCAUGAGAACAACAGGGCCCUUUUUCACGCUGCCAAAGCAUACGAGCAAGCUGGCAUGAUGCUGAAGGAGAUGCAGAAACUCCCGGAGGCUGUUCAGCUGAUCGAGAAGGCCAGCAUGAUGUACCUGGAAAACGGCACCCCGGACACGGCCGCCAUGGCCCUGGAGCGGGCCGGGAAGCUGAUAGAGAAUGUAGAUCCAGAAAAGGCUGUGCAGUUAUAUCAGCAGACAGCCAACGUGUUUGAAAAUGAAGAGCGCCUGCGGCAGGCCGUUGAACUCCUAGGAAAAGCCUCUCGGCUGCUGGUGCGCGGGCGCAGGUUUGAUGAGGCAGCACUCUCUAUUCAGAAAGAAAAAAACAUUUAUAAGGAAAUUGAGAAUUAUCCAACUUGUUAUAAGAAAACAAUCGCCCAGGUCUUAGUGCAUCUGCACAGAAACGACUAUGUGGCGGCUGAGCGCUGUGUCCGCGAGAGCUACAGCAUCCCCGGCUUCAAUGGCAGCGAGGACUGCGCUGCCCUGGAGCAGCUCCUGGAGGGCUACGACCAGCAAGACCAGGACCAGGUGGCCGAGGUGUGCAACUCGCCGCUGUUCAAGUACAUGGACAACGAUUACGCAAAGCUGGGCCUGAGCCUGGUGGUCCCAGGAGGAGGCGUCAAGAAGAAGGCAGCAGCCCCCCCGCAGGCCAAACCUGAAGGCACCACUGCCCCCGCCGCCGAGGAUGAGGAGGACGAGUACGCUGGGGGGCUGUGCUAGGCUCGGCCCUGCCCGCACGACUCACACCCCCGGAUUCCUCGGAGGGCGGCUGGACUCAUGGGGUCCUGGCUCUGAUGCUGUAAGACAAGUCCUCGUUCCUGGUUCCCGGACCACUGCCCUGCCCGCUGCCUGCAAGCAUUUCCUUUCUUUCCCUGACAAGAGCUCUUCUCAGACACCAGCAGGAAUUGACAGAGAAACAUCCCAUCACGUCAUAGGUGAUUUUAAAAUUGGCAAAUCCAUUUCUCAACAGACUUGUUCUAAACAAAAGGGGUAACAUGCAUGGACAUUCUUUUCUCUUGGGCUCGUGUCAUUUAUUGUUAGAGAAGUUGUUUGCAUUUUAUUUCAUAAUUGCUGCUAAAAGUGAAGUUUACUGGUUAAACAAAGUAAUACUGUAAACAUUUGUUUUCAAAAGGAGAUUUAUGCCCCGUGAUAAUUAGAGACAUUUAAGUUAUUAAACCUUCAGAUGGAGUGUGGGCCAGAGGCUGUUCUGAGCCUUACAACAUUGCUUCUCCCAGAAUAAGACCCAGCUGGAGUGUCACGUGGACGCUGAACACUCUGACGGGGGCAUGUCCCAGGGCUCUCUGCACGUCUCCAGUCCUCCCUGGAUCGUGGGCAUUUCCUCCUGAAGCUCAGUGACUGUGUCUUCACCCGCCAGGUUGUUGACCGACCUUAGUCCCGCAGACCUGUCCUCCCUCUGAGGACCUCGGCUCAGUGCAGAGGUGCUCUCUGUAAACCUCCCGCGUGUGGCUGAGAGAGCAGGACUGGCUGCACAUGUGGGGUGCUGGUGUGUGGUUCCUUCCCGGCCUCUCCUGACGGGUUGUCUUCAAGGUGUUCUCUGCGUGAGCUCAGCCCUCUCUCCUGGUGGGAAGAAGCCCAGACGCUGCAGUGCAGCUCAUGCCACCGCCUGGCCUCCUGGGCUCAGGUCUGCUGGCUUUCCGGGAACACGGAGGUGGUAUCAUGGGAGGUGAAGGUCACCCUGGGCUCUGGGAGGGUCCAGGGAGUGUCCUUGUGGGGCGGGUGGGUGGUAGAUGAACUCUUUCUGGAAGGUCUGGGUCAGAACACUAAUGAGCAUCCUCCUCCGGGCCCCCCCCACCCGGCACCCAGGUGGUCUGCGGGCAGUGGCUCUUCCCAGCCCUUGUUUGGGGACACUGGUCUCUGUAGCAUCGUGCUCAGUGACGCGUUAAUAGUGCACACCUGUCCUUGCUGCUGUGCCCUCCACAUCCAGCCACCCUCCAGGAGUCACCUUGAUGUGCAUUUGAGCUCGUUCACAGCCAUCUCAGCAGAUUCGGCCACACCUAGAAGAUGCUCUCAACCGCACUGGGUAGACUGUUACCCAGUGCAGCCUUGGAAGAAAGGCUUCACUUCUACUCUUUUCUUUCAUAUUAAUAGAACAAAAAUGCGUACUGAGCCGGGGGUGUCCUGCAGGGCUUGGGGGCUUGUGGGGCUUGGGGAGUGGGCCUCCCAGUGCAGGGGGCUGGAACCCGGGCAUCCCUGACUAUCCCCACCCCACCCCCAUGGGUUAUGGCACGUGCGGGGCAGGUGGCUGUUCCCCUGACAUCAGGGCUUCCUGCCUGGGGCCUGGUGAGAAGUGUCUCCUCUUGCUGUUCUCAGGCGCACUCAGGAGCAGGGAGUGGUGGUCCCAGCAGGGAAAGGGGUUCUGAGCUCAUGUGGCCCCUUUCCCGGAGUGGGGUCUGUGUGCGCCUUCUCAGAGCCCAGCAGUCCCCAUGCUGUCUUGUGUGAGUGAACCAGUCUGCAGAGUCUAAUAUAUUGAACUUAACUGUACAUAUGCAGAGUGUGGUAUUUGUGUAUGAAACUGUGCUUUAUUCCUGUUUUUUUCCAGCUUUGAUGAAUGAUAUUAAAUGUUAUGGAAAUGCCGAUUAUUGCUUCUAUGGGAAGAUAAUUACAAAAAUAAAAUCUGAAACCAUGCAA
Molecule: messenger RNA, 4089 nt
Organism: Cervus elaphus (red deer)
Lineage: Eukaryota; Metazoa; Chordata; Mammalia; Artiodactyla; Cervidae
Gene: NAPG
Product: NSF attachment protein gamma
Exons: 12
Coding region: 973-2160 (395 amino acids)
Biological process (GO): intracellular protein transport
Cellular component (GO): SNARE complex; vacuolar membrane
Molecular function (GO): syntaxin binding; soluble NSF attachment protein activity
Source: RefSeq, a predicted model, not a curated record